AUGGUUUCUUCGCUACUAAUGUCCUUUGCUCCGGCCACAGUGAGGUGCUUCGCUACGGGGGCGAAGGGAACCAGCAGCACCACCACCCCGAAAGAAGAGAAGAGUAUCAUCGACUUUGUUCUUGGCAGUUUAACGAAGCAAGAUCAGUUUUACGAGACCAAUCCUCUCCUCAAGAAGGUGGACGAGAAAGAAGGAACCACCGGAGGUAACGGCGGUCGUAAAACGGUUUCUGGCGGUAAAAAUUCCGUGGCAGUGCCCCAGAAGAAGAACGGUGGCGGCUUCGGUGGUCUCUUUGCUAAGAAAUGA
Molecule: messenger RNA, 306 nt
Organism: Thlaspi arvense
Lineage: Eukaryota; Viridiplantae; Streptophyta; Magnoliopsida; Brassicales; Brassicaceae
Source: the annotation of a GenBank genome assembly